AUGCCCGCGAUUGCACCUACCUAUGCGCAAAGGCGCGGUCCCAUUCGAAGCAGUCAGUUCAUGGAUCUAGUUCGCGCGUUCGGCUUGAACGGCGUCGAUAGGGAUCUGCAGCACGUCAUUCGGGCUCUCAAGGCCGAGGAACGGCACGACGCCGCGGUGCUCGCGGUAGAGAUGCGAAACUUGCGCGCGCUGCGCAUCUGUCACGAAGAAGGCGCGUGGUUAUCGGCCGAAUGUCUACGCGCCGCUAUUCGCGUCGACGAUUACGGCAUCCUGAUGUUUUUGUGGCAGAAUAAGUCACCCGGCUUUGACGAAGCGUCGAUGGCUGCGGUGGCUGCCUUCACCGGAAACGCUCGUUUCAUCACCGAUUUCAUGAAAGAUCUCGUCGACGAGCGCACGACGAGCGCAGCGGCCGCGGGCGGUCAAUUGGGAUGCCUGCGACUCGCGCAUUCGUACGGCGCGCCUAUUAAGGCGUCGGCGAUGUUGAACGCCGGUGAACGAGGCCAUCUGAAUUGUCUGAGAUUCUGCGUCGCCGUCAGCGGCGAGGACUUCACAGCGGCGGAUAUCGAGAGAUGCGCGAACGCAGUCGCCGCCCAAGGAAAUGACUUUAUUGAGAUAUUUCAAGCGUUGCAGUCGGCGCCAGCGUUCAGGUGGAACCCUAAUUAUCUCGUCGUCGCGGCGAGUACUGGUGCGUUUCACAUGGCGCAGUUCAUCCUCGAAAAUGGCGGCAGGGAACUGAACACAAACCAAGCGCGCGACGUUGCGCGAGCCGGACGAACAUCCGGCCAUCGUGCUUGCUACGAGUUAUUGGAUCGCAAUUCGAGCGGGCGGGCCAAACCGUCUUUGAGAGAGGAGGCGGCGCGCGACGUCGCCGCCGUCAUCUUCAUCGCCGCCGCGGCGUCGGUGUUCGUGAGCACAUAUCGCGUCCUCGGUCGAGCUUUUUCACGCCAAGACUAA
Ostreococcus lucimarinus CCE9901 is the source of this 954-nucleotide messenger RNA. RefSeq lists its product with no specific name. NCBI's taxonomy places the organism in Eukaryota, Viridiplantae, Chlorophyta, Mamiellophyceae, Mamiellales, Bathycoccaceae. The record is from RefSeq and is a predicted model, not a curated record. The transcript has a single exon. The coding region runs from base 1 to 954 and encodes 317 amino acids.